Molecule: messenger RNA, 2987 nt
Organism: Phymastichus coffea
Lineage: Eukaryota; Metazoa; Arthropoda; Insecta; Hymenoptera; Eulophidae
Exons: 9
Coding region: 108-2924 (938 amino acids)
Cellular component (GO): membrane
Source: RefSeq, a predicted model, not a curated record
GCUACAUCGCACCCGCGACAAUUCCGCGGUCAAUCGUUUGCGUGGCACUGCUCCUCUUCUUCGUGCUGUUUUGGCUGCUUAGCGGCCUCAUCGUUAGCUGGUGAGGCAUGAGGCUCAUUCGCUUACUACAUCUUGCUGGUCUCGCUGUGUUGGUGUCAUCAUUGAGUCCAGCAUCAUCGGAGGAUGCCGUAACCUCUACGUUGAACUGCACGACAACCGAUGGUUUCGUCAGUUUUCAUCCAACAAAUGCCAGCCGUGUCGAUGAAGCAGCCAAUAACAAGCCGAAAGAGGAGCAGCAGAGAUUUAAUAGAUUUUCAAGUGAUCGUCGUUAUGAUAGUUAUUCUGGGGGUAGUAAAAUAAAUCGACGAUAUGAGCUUCCCAAAGUAGCGAGUCAAAAUGAUAAUGUAGAUAACAAUCAGAAUAAAGAUUCUCAAGGUCAUGCGUCAAGUCGACAUCUAGAUCAUGAUCGAAGGUUUCUUACAGGAGCCAGUGGUGAUUAUUUCAGGCGAGAGCAAACUAAAAAUAAUCAGCGUCAUUCAGCGAAUAGCUACCCAAAUGACGAUUAUAGCUCAAAGGGAGAUGAUAGACUUGAUUACGUGAAUGGUAAUAAUGACAGAGUAAAGUUUGAUCCAUCAAGCCAUUACUUAAAUGAAAACCGAAGAUAUGAUCUUAGUACUGAACAUAAUGACCAAGGGAAAGAUAUACGUGAUCAUCCAUUAAACCCUUAUGAUGAUCAUGUUUCGAUUUCAAAAACGGAUUUCGAAAACGUUCGUGAAAACUAUAACCUAGAAAAAUAUGAACGGACUCGUCCACGGAAUCGUUUUGAUGAAGAUCAUACUCUGAAAGCGAAUUUUGAUCACGAUAACAUAAAUAUUGAUCGAAAGAAUGAAUGGGAUUAUUUAAAAACUCAUUUCAAUGAUGAUAAAAAGAUUGAUUAUCAACGAUCGAAUAUUAAUCGAGAAAAAAAUGAACAAAAUCAUCUAUUGAAUCGUUUCAAUACUGAUCGCGGUUUAGGAAUGGACAAUGACAAUCAAAACAAAAAUAUACAAAGCCGGCCUCAAAGUCGUCAUUUGGAUAAUAAUAAAACAAAAAAUGAUCACGACCAAAUUACUGGUCUUGACCUUGAAACAAGUAAUUCAGAUGAAAAUUUGAAUGUCUAUCCUUUAAAUACAAACUCAAAUAGAAACCCUGAUGAUAAAAUAAUGGAAGUCAUUGAUAAAAGUUUGGAAGUUCAACCUUUGGAACAACAUGGAACUGAAAAUUACGCCAACAAUUUUAAUGAAAACAAAAAUGUUGGUCAUGAUGAAACUAGAGGAAGUAUUGAUAAACGUGUCGAGGAUUUACAUCCAGUAAAAAGCUUAGUAGACCAUAAAUUAAAUGAUCCAAUAGACUAUCAUCACAUGCAUGACACACGUUCUGAACAAAAUCCAAUUGAUCAAAAUUCUAAAAGACAUUUUAAAGAUCUUCAUGAUGAUGAACAUUCACAUCCAAACUACUAUAAAGAUCCUUAUUAUUCAUCGUUUGAUAGAGACUAUAAAGACCAAAAUUCUGAUAGACGUACGAACAAUGAUAAAUAUACUAACUAUCGGGACAGGAUUUUACCUGAUGAACAUAAUGAUGACUUAAAUUUCGACCAGCAUCCUCUAAAAGAACAUUCAGAUGAUAUAUAUUCGGAAAAACAUACAAGUGACGCAAGUGCAAGUAAAUUACCUCCAAGAGAUCAUCAUGAGAAAUUACAUUCUAAUCAACCAGCAAGUAAUCGAGAUUUUGGACCACACAGUGAUCCUUUACCUGAACGACGACUUGGAAGUAAUCUCCAUCCCGAUGAACGUCUGAGCGACAGGAAUUAUAACAGGAAAAUUAGUAGCCAUAUACCAAAUCGGUACAGAGAUGAUGAUCUACAUGUCGUGCCCAAAGUCAAGGAUCUAAACUAUGAUAAAUAUCCAGAUGAAAAGAUAACGGAUGAUUACACAACCAUAGAACCUCGAAAAGAAUCAAAUAUAUCACAUUUGAUGACUUUCACGGUUUUAAGAGACUGGGAAGAAAACAGACCUAAACUAAUCUUUCCGAAUAAAACAGGUAUUGAAAGAUACAGAAUGGCCACACUUCAUCUUGACAAAGGAAUAUUUGUCUUUGAUUUUCUACGUUAUUUUCUAUCUUUCAUUCAACCAAAAGAUGUUCCAAUAGAUAUUCUGAAAGACUCUAUAGAGGGUAAAAUAAGGGUAUCAACGUUAAUUGGACAGAUGAUAUAUCUGGAAAUCCUUUUCAUCGCUGUUAUAGUUAUGAUGAUCAUUUUAAUGCUCAUUGUGCCCAGCACUGAAUUCUGGUUAUGCUGUCGGUCAAGCCGUUACAAUUAUAGGCGUAAACGCCGUAGAUCAAUGACAUUCUUCCUCUGUUUAUACACUUUAACGAUUCUAGUGUGCGCGGUAACAAUGCUAGUCUGUAACGAGGAGGUGAGCAUAGGUAUAAAGACGAUUCCCAAGACAGUGGAAGCAGUGAUACAGGAUCUCAGAGACUAUCACGCAGGCACUGCUGGCCAACUGAGAAAGUGUCUUACGCGUAGCCUUGAUGUCGCCAGCGAAGCCAUACUUGCUGAUCUCGAUAACGUUGAGGAAUUGCUGGGUAAGCCAGUGCAAGUGCAACUGUCACAGGAGACUGGAGUGGACAUCGCGCUCGAGGCGCUAAUGGACGUUGCUAACAGUUCGCAAGAAUUAGCAUACAAGACGGACGGUUUGCUGAAGCGAGCGGAUCGUGCACGUGAAUUUGCAGCUGAGUUGGGCCGUGAGACCGAUGAUAUACGUCGUGAUCUCGAACGAGCACAACGUGACUGUGGCCAUGAAGAUCGUUCACUAUGUGCUGUACUCGAUCCUACGGGACUUCAUCUGGCACUCAGACUCGAUAGGAUAAUAAAAAUAACUCAAUAAUAUUCGAAGUAAUGAGAAUCACGUAAAAUAGAAAAUAAUCAUGCCAAGAAAACUUCUUAAGAU